AUGUCUACCGAGGAUGUCUACUCCAACUUCUCGGGGCUACCCUCGUGUCGCCCCGAAGGGAUGCCCGCCAACGUGACGGUGGAGGCGGAGGAGUCCGGGGACUCGGGCGUCAUUCCCAGCACGUUCAUCGCGGUGUUCUUCACGCUGAUCUGCCUAAUGGGGGUGGUGGGGAACGCGCUGUGCUUCUACGUGCUGUGCCUCAAGUCAUCGCCGAGGUCCACCAUCACCGUCUACAUCCUAAGCCUCGCUACUGCAGACACAGGUAAGGCCCCAGGCUUUAAUAAAUUAUUAGUCUCGAUACGGCAGACACAGGUUAGGCCCCUGACAGCGCUGUGCUUCUACGUGCUGUGCCUCAAGUCAUCGCCGAGGUCCACCAUCACGGUCUACAUCCUCAGCCUCGCUACUGCAGACACAGUUUACAUCCUGGCCUCGCCCUUCUACGCGUCCACGUACUUUACGAACCUGUGGUACUUCGGUGACGUCGGCUGCCGCCUCAUCGCCGCCGUGGACGUCCUGACGCUGAACGCCGCCACCUUCACGCUCACCGUCAUGUGUCUUGAGCGCUACCUGGCCGUCGUCGACCCCAUCAAGUCUUUGAAGUGCCGCUCCGUCUCGCUGUCACGUGUGCUGUCAGGUGUGAUCUGGGUGCUGGCGCUAGGACUGUCCCUUCCCAUGGCGCUGUCUACGGAACUCCAGGAGUGUGGGGAGGAUGGUAUAGUGCAGCAGUCGGGGUGCUUUGCCGUCUGGAGUGAACAGGAGACGAAAAUCUACUUCACAACUCUCUUCAUCGUCGCUUUCGUCAUCCCGGGGGUCGUGCUCUGCGCAUUCUAUCUGCGCAUGCUCUGUAAGUACUGGCUGCCGGCCGGCCGGCCCAUCGGGGAGGUGACGUCACGAGCAACCGAGUCCAGGAAAAAGGUAAACAAAAACAAAGUACUUGCUUUCCUGGGAAACUGUGUGCUCGUUGCUGUUCAAUGA
Molecule: messenger RNA, 975 nt
Organism: Branchiostoma floridae (Florida lancelet)
Lineage: Eukaryota; Metazoa; Chordata; Leptocardii; Amphioxiformes; Branchiostomatidae
Product: urotensin-2 receptor-like
Exons: 3
Coding region: 1-975 (324 amino acids)
Biological process (GO): neuropeptide signaling pathway
Cellular component (GO): membrane
Molecular function (GO): urotensin II receptor activity
Source: RefSeq, a predicted model, not a curated record